UGCUCGUGCCGCCCUCCCCUCACUUACCUCUCGACCUCCUGGUGGGCCCGCGGCAGCAGAAUGACCUUCUGGCAGGAGAACUACGGCUUCGUGAAGGAGGUGUAUGACUUCCGAUGUUCCAAGUACCUGGAAUGGAUGGACAACAUUGAGGCCAUCAUCGGGAAGGUGAUGGCUAACACCCAGUACACCGCCAAGGAGUUCAAGAUUAUCAAGGAUACCUUCACUUCUCUCUGCCGUGACCUGGACAAGGAAGGCACCAAGUCAUGGCUAGACAUGAUGCUGGAGAAGCUAUCGGCCCACAGCAACGAUGGGGACGAGAACCUCUCAGGGCGUGACAAGGCUAUGAAGGCCCAGGAGAAGAAGAAGCUGGAGGCUAUGAUCGAGCGUCAUACUGGGCUCAUGGGACCUACUAUGGAGGCACAGAGUAAAGUCGUUCAUUAUUCUGAGUGUUACGCCUUCGGUGACGACAUCCACCCCGUGAUGAAGGUGCUGAACGAACAGAGACACUUGUCCUGUAAGGAGAUCCAUCCCCACAACAUGGACAUGUGUGAGGAGCAGAUCGACAAGCAGGAAAAGGUGCUAAGGACCAUCGAGAAUCAAUCACCCAUUUACAACGAACUGAUGAAGAGAGGCCAGAAGUUGAAGGCUAACCCCAACGCCCCGUCCUUCUUGGAGAGGGAGAUUAAGAAAUUGGAGGAGACUUGGAAAGACACUAAUGAAAAGGCCCAGAUACGUAUUAGCCUUCUGAAUGACGCAUUCAAGGACUGGGAAGUUUACGAGCAGCAGCGACAGGCCAUUUAUACACCCAUCGAAGCUUUAGAGGAACAAUUCAAGACCUACAAGAGGAUCUACGACCCCAAGAAAGGCACAGACUGGCUGGAGAGGAAGAAGAAGAAGGCGGAAGAUUUCAAGAAGACGGGCGUGGAAAUCUACACCGUGAUCAAGGGGGCCUUCACCACCAUCGUCACCCUGGCAGGAGACGACAAGCGCGAGUUUAUGGAGAAGGAGAUUAAUGAGAUCGAUGAGAGGAGGAUCGUCAUCGAUAAGGUGGACAAGAUGCUCACCGAACUGACCGAGUUUAACCAGAAGCUUCACAAGUUCGUGGACGCGCUAGCAGGACUCCGCGCCUGGAUGAUGCCCGCCUGUGAGAAGCUCAACUUCAUCACCACCUCCACUGAUCUGUCCCCCGAAGACCGUGUCAAAGAGAUCUUCGACCUCCAGGGACAGGUGACUGAGCGACAGCCGCUACUGGAGCCACUAGAAGCAGAAGCUCACGCCCUCCUCGACCUUCCGGUCGUCGAAGGUGAAGAGAACGAGGAAGGGCAGACCAACGAGACAGCUUUGGGUCACAUGAGGGAGUACAACACCAUCAAGGACACCAUCCAAGAGCUGCAUGAUAAGGUGGAGAUCGAAGCUGGCUCCAUCACCCAGGAUCAGAAGUACUUCGCCGAGUACCUCUACGGCGUCAAGAACUUCAAGCCCUGGAUGGAAGAGUCUGAGACCGUGGCCAAGACCGUGCUAGUGAAGCCGGCCAAGCUGGAGGACGCCAUGAAACUCCUGGAAGAAGUGAAGCAAUUCGACACCGCCUGCCAGGAAAAUAAGGGCAAGUUGGACGCCGCCUCAGAGUCAAGGUCCAAGAUGGAGAAACAAUCCAAAGCUGACAAUGAGGUAGAGACUCUUAAUGGACGCUGGAAUUUGGUGAAGAAAAUUGCUGACGAACGAGUGACGAAGGUGCAGGAGCUAUGUGAUACCUGGGCUGAACUCCAGAAGGUGACAGAAGGGCUGACGGAGACGAUCGCUAACAUUCCCGGCUCCAGCACCCCAGACGUCGCUUCCCUCGAGGUCAUCUUCAAGAAGUUUAAGGAGAUUAACGACAAGAAAGUCAGCCUCCUCAGCGUUGUCUAAAUUAAAAGAGAUAAUAUGUUUUCCCCCUAAGAUUCGUCUCCUCUACGUCAGGGGCGAAAGAAGGAAGGGAUUGGGAGGUAGUAACAGAGGAGGAGGGAGGUUGAUGCUGCCUCCUGUUCCUCACCUUCCUCUCACAUAAUGUCUGGAUACCUUCUGACCUCUCUGGAUAAGGUCAUAUCCUAUGUACUUCAUGGGGGACUUGUUCCUGUCUACUGUAGGCGACGUGUGUGGGUGUGGUGUGUGUGUGUGGGUGGGUGUGUGUGUGUGUGUGUGGUGUGUGGGUGUGGGUGUGGGAGUGAGUUAUGUGUGUAGGGGGGUGAACUACGUGUGGAUAUGAGGGAAUGAAGAUCAUUGGUUCUGAAGCAUCCUUGAGGGGUGUACAGUCCCUCACAGCUUACUCACCACCUCUUGUUUACCUGAAUUAAACUUUCCUUCACACACACACACACACACACACACACACACACACACACACACACACACACACA
Homarus americanus (American lobster) is the source of this 2393-nucleotide messenger RNA. Its product is annotated as dystonin-like. Gene Ontology annotation, biological process: nuclear migration. The transcript has 12 exons. The record is from RefSeq and is a predicted model, not a curated record. Gene Ontology annotation, cellular component: nuclear outer membrane; meiotic nuclear membrane microtubule tethering complex; cytoplasm. The coding region runs from base 61 to 1905 and encodes 614 amino acids. Lineage: Eukaryota; Metazoa; Arthropoda; Malacostraca; Decapoda; Nephropidae. Gene Ontology annotation, molecular function: actin filament binding.